AAGUGUUGAUAGCCAGUGAGAGGCUACCCGCUGUCGUGUCCCUCGCCCAGCCCACCACCCAACCCAGCACCCCCCGGCCUUCGCCAGUGAGGCAGUCAGUCAGUGGCUCAGUGCUUUCCCUGCGGCCGCAAUGGAAGGUCUCGUCGUCGCUGUGGUUGGCGGCAGCGGGUUCCUCGGGCAGCACGUGGUGGCGCAGCUGCUCGCCGUCCAGCCCUCCGUCAAGGAGAUCAGAGUUAUCGACUCUAAAUCCUACAAGCCGGUCAUCGAGUCUCCGCCCGAAGCUGCCGCAACCGUGGUGUUCCGGCGAUAUGACGUGGUGGACGAGGCCGAGUUGGAGAAGGCCCUGGCCGGCGUGGAGGCGGUGAUCAACUGCUCCGCCAUUACCCCAGACUUCCGCAAAGAAGAUCUCGGUUAUGACAACCGCGGGAGACGAGUCAAUCUUGACGGAGUGAAGAGCCUGGUGGCGGCGUGCCAGGUGGCCGGUGUGCGGGUACUCGUGCACACCAGCACCUUGGCUGUGGUGAUGGGUGGCGUCAGGAUUCUGGAACACACGGAGCCGCUUACUCCCGAGGUGUCCGAGUCACACCUGGUGCUGGGUCAGUACGCCAUAGACAGACGCCGCGCUGAGGAGGUGGUGCUCAGCGCCCACGGGUCGGCCACACUUAAGGGCGGAGGGCUGCAGACGGUGGUUUUGCGGCCACCGUUGCUGUACGGGGAGGGGGACCGCUCCUUCGUGCCGGUGAUCGUGCGUCUAGCCCGGGCAGGAGGCGACAGGGUGCCAUCGGUUGGGGAUCCAGAAGCUUUUAUUCAGGCAGCGUAUGUGGGUAAUGUCGCUGCUGCCCACGUGUGUGCUCUGCGCAAGCUCCUUUCGGGUGCUGACGAGGGCCUGCAGGAGUGCGGGGGCCUGCCCAUUUACGUGACCGACAACACGCCACCCAACAAUCUGCCUGGCCUGGCCCAUCCCUUCAUCCAGCACCUCAAUCUGCAUCCCUCGCGGCUGCUGCCCUACUGGAUGGUGUACCUCAUGCUCAUGCUGACGGCCAUCUGGACCGCCGUCUGGGCUGUUCUUGGAUUCGCCAGUCGUCCCUCGUCGCUGCCAUCUCUAAUCCUGCACCGUUUCUCCGGCACUGCAACAGUAGUGAGCAGGAUGCGGGCAGAGCUGUGCAUUGGUUAUUCACCGCCAUACUCGUGGUCAGAGGCACAGCGCCGAGCAAACCUUUAUUAUUGUAAGAAAAUAACCUAAAAGACGACUUUGUUCGCCCAUUGAUAAGGUUCUUGGAAGAGACUAUUUUCUUCAUACAUACAUACGUAUAUUCAUGUAUCACAGUAUUGUUCACCAAGGGAAAAAUAAACGUAAUAGCAGA
Scylla paramamosain (green mud crab) is the source of this 1364-nucleotide messenger RNA. Its product is annotated as 3 beta-hydroxysteroid dehydrogenase type 7-like. Gene Ontology annotation, biological process: steroid biosynthetic process. The transcript is spliced from 6 exons. Gene Ontology annotation, molecular function: 3-beta-hydroxy-Delta5-steroid dehydrogenase (NAD+) activity. The coding region runs from base 131 to 1243 and encodes 370 amino acids. NCBI's taxonomy places the organism in Eukaryota, Metazoa, Arthropoda, Malacostraca, Decapoda, Portunidae. The record is from RefSeq and is a predicted model, not a curated record.